Calypte anna (Anna's hummingbird) is the source of this 4784-nucleotide messenger RNA. RefSeq names its product TBC1 domain family member 22A (gene TBC1D22A). The coding region runs from base 129 to 1685 and encodes 518 amino acids. The record is from RefSeq and is a predicted model, not a curated record. The transcript has 13 exons. NCBI's taxonomy places the organism in Eukaryota, Metazoa, Chordata, Aves, Apodiformes, Trochilidae. Gene Ontology annotation, molecular function: GTPase activator activity. Gene Ontology annotation, biological process: activation of GTPase activity.
AGGUUGUUUCCUAGUCCCAAGAUGGCGGCGCUCUGUCCCGUUCCUGUGGAAGGGACUUGGGGGAGUGAAGCCUGAGGGAAGGAGCAGGGGGUCGGCGCCGCGGGGAGGGGGAUGAGGUGACGGCCGCCAUGGCGAGCGACGGGGGCAGGAAGCAGUUCUGGAAGCGGAGCGGCGCGAAGGUGCCGGGCAGUAUUCAACAUGUGUAUGGAGCUCAACAUCCACCUUUUGAUCCAUUAUUACAUGGAACCUUGAUAAAACCAGGUUCAAAGCCACCUACAACUCCGGUGAAACUAAAGAAAGUCAGCACCUUCCAAGAAUUUGAAAGUAACACAAGUGAUGCUUGGGAUCUUGGGGAUGAUGAUGAUGAACUCUUAGCAAUAGCUGCUGAAAAUUUAAAUACAGAAGUGGUCAUGGAAACAGCUCACAAAGUAAUUCAGAAUCACAGCAAGUUACAAGAACAGCACAGAUUUCAGGAAGAACACCUGCAGGAAGAAAACCAAGUAGAAUCUGCAGAGCUGACUUCAGUUGCAUGUACUGAUAACAGGCUUGUUAAAUCAGUCAGUGAAGGUCAUACGUCGAGUUCAUCAGAUAAUACUAGUGAAAAUUUUUCCAUGCAGAGGUCCCAGUCCCUUCCACAAACUUCUACUCCUCCUUUGGUGAGUGGAAUGGCAGACAAUAAUACUUCAGUUACUCCUGGAUUAACUGAAAGAGAAGCAUCUCGAUUAGACAAAUUUAAGCAGCUGCUUCUUGGCCCCAAUACAAAUCUUGAAGAAUUACGGAAGUUGAGUUGGUCUGGCAUUCCCAAACAGGUUCGUCCAAUUGCAUGGAAGCUGCUUUCAGGCUAUCUUCCUGCAAAUGUGGACCGAAGAGAAAGCACUUUACAAAGGAAACGCAAGGAGUAUUUUGCAUUUGUUGAACAAUACUAUGAUUCCAGAAAUGAUGAAAAUCACCAGGAUACCUAUAGACAGAUCCAUAUAGAUAUCCCACGCAUGAGUCCAGAAGUUUUAAGACUUCAGCCCAAAGUAACAGAGAUUUUUGAAAGAAUUUUGUUUAUCUGGGCAAUACGUCAUCCAGCCAGUGGAUAUGUUCAGGGCAUAAAUGACCUUGUUACUCCAUUUUUUGUGGUCUUCGUCUGUGAAUAUAUAGAUGAAGAAGAAGUGGAAAAUUUUGAUGUUUCCAACCUGCCUGAAGAAGUACUGCAGAACAUAGAAGCUGACAGUUACUGGUGCAUGAGCAAGUUGCUUGAUGGCAUUCAGGAUAACUACACAUUUGCACAGCCAGGAAUUCAAAAGAAAGUGAAAAUGUUGGAGGAACUUGUUAGUCGCAUCGAUGAACAAGUUCAUAGGCACUUGGACCAGCAUGAGGUGAAAUACUUGCAAUUUGCUUUCCGUUGGAUGAAUAACUUGCUGAUGAGAGAAGUCCCGUUACGGUGCACCAUCAGGUUAUGGGACACAUAUCAAUCUGAACCAGAGGGUUUUUCUCACUUCCACUUGUACGUCUGUGCUGCCUUUCUUGUCAGGUGGAGGAAAGAGAUCCUGGAAGAGAAAGAUUUUCAAGAAUUACUGAUAUUUUUACAGAAUUUGCCCACAGUACACUGGGGAAAUGAAGAAAUUAGUGUACUCCUAGCAGAGGCCUACAGACUGAAGUUUGCAUUUGCAGAUGCCCCCAAUCAUUACAAGAAAUGAAAUAAAGAGCCAGAAAUCAUUAAGAACAACAUCUUCUGCAGUAUUAUGGCAUCUGUUGUUCUGAUUGUGCUUUCAGCUCAUUACUUUUUCAUUUGAAUUAAGAUGACCAUUAAAAUUCUGUUAGAAUUUGCAGAAUGAGAACAGAAUACCAAAGAAAUGGACAAAACAGGAUAUUGAACUUCGAAUAAACUUAAAAGUGAACUUUUUUGCUGAGCAUGAAAAAUGAGUUCAAAAGUCGUCUUUUUUUUUCUUUUAUCUAAUUAGGAGAAUUGCAGUCUGUCUAAUUUAUGUCAAGCAAUUUUCGUAUGUACCUAAGACUUAAAACUACUUUUGGAAUUAUUUUGUCAUAACUUUCUGUAACUUCAGUGUCCCCUGCCAUGAUUUUAUUUGCCAGUUUUGAUCAGUAAAAGUUAUCUGGUUUGAGUGGAAAAAAAAGAACCUUUCAUAGUCAUAAAGACCAUGUGAGACAGCAAGGCUUGUGUGUUGAGGUCAGGUUAUAAACACUGAUAUUCAUACACCAUCUGUUGUUUUUCGAUGGAAUUAGGUUAAAUUACUUCAAUAGUGCAAGAAGGUUGCAAUGGAAAUUGGUGGCAUUUUCUAAACAUUACUCGGUCUUGGGAGAAUGCCAUAGAAGUUUUCUAAGCCAUGCAAAAGAGUUAUUUAAAGCCAAAGAGUCACCUAUAACACUAAAAUAAAUCCCCCUCUAUAUAUUUUGGACUGGUUUUAAAAUAUCAAAUUAAAUGGAAGACAUAGUCUUGUCAAUGCAAUUAAGGCUUUUCUUUCAAUGCCUUUCAGUUUUUCAGCAUGAAAGUUCACUUUUAAGAAAUGUAUUAAGAAGCUUGGUUUACUGUACUUUUAUAUCAGUUGCUGCCUUAUUCUCCAUUUCUAGCAUCUUAGCAAAGGAAAAUAAUAUAUCCUUUCAAAGAUUAUUUGUUAAAUAAUUUAAUACCUUUUUUCUUAUUAUUCAGAGGAAGUGAGAAGAUAGUUCCUAAGAACAGCUGCAGUAUACUCAGAUCAGUCAUAAUGUUGUUAGCAGAAUAAAAAUCCUCUAUAAGAGUGGAGAAUGAAAUUACUUUUCCUUCGUGUAAUCAUGGGAUGCUGAAUAGUUUCUUAAAACUUGGAUAAUUUAAGUGCACUAUUUAUUUUCAAGAAAUCUUUUCAGAUAAGAAUUCUGGUGUUUCUCUAGUGGGUGUAAAUAACUCAUAUUUGUGCCUACCCUACACGUUCAGGUUAUUAAGGGUGAGAGUUGGAUUAAGCAAUAUACUGGAAGCUCAAAAUUUUUAUUCCUCUGUUCAGUCCUCAAGUUGCACAAUGUUGCACAAAAAGUGUAGUGCACUUUGAACUAUGAGAAAUAGCAGAUCUUCAAGAGGUUGUCUCUUGUGACUUGUAAUUGGAAGAUUAUUUUCAAGUUCUUAAAAGUAAGUAGAUACAUAUUUUGAAGAAAGCUUUCUAGAUAUGUUAUUUACGUUACUUGUUUUAGGGGCCUUAGUUCUUGACACUGACUUUAUAAUAAUAAAGUAUUUCAGGGUAGAUAGGAUAAAAAAUACAUUUUUACCAACAUGUGUUUAUGAGAUCGGUAUUUUAAAAUUGCAUUAAAUCCUGGGUAGAAGACAGAAAAAAAAAUUAAUUCAGAAGCAGGUGUGUGUGGUGACUAGAAUGCAUUUCUGUCCCUCUGGCAUCAGCUGAGGUUUUCAGUUGCAAUGGAUGCAAGUUUAGGCCUCCCAGAGAGCUGCAUUUGUGCCUGGAGUGCGUCGUGGAUCUGUGUUUCUUAAAUGUCCGUGUACUGUUUUCUGUAAUUUCAGUUCAUGGUCUAAUGUACCAAAAUUUAUGUUUACAAAGAAUGUCAUAUUGUGCCUAACAGAGUAUCUACCAAUAACAGAAUAAAAUAAAACUGAAAAUUAUGACCAUUUGCUUUAAACUUAGUAUCUACAAUCAUUUGUUUAUAGACUUGCAUAUUAUUAUAAUUAGAGAAGACAGAUAGCAUUAAAUGUACAAUAUUGUAAGGGUUUUCUAUAAAUAACUUUUCUAUAAAGAUGUUACUUAGGUAGUUACAUGUAACAUGGAAAGUUGACUCGAAGUUGUCUGCUGUGUCAGAUGCUCCUGCAUAACACUUAUGGGACUGGAUAUAUAAAAUUUCCUUCCUCGGGUCCACAUCAGUUGUCUGCCAUGUCUUCCAAAUUCAACAGGUACCUCUUACUUCUCUUGGAAGAAAGUAAAACCAUUAGAGGUCUCAUUUACUGUUGUGUCUGUGUCAGAAGUUGAAAACUGUACUUGAGCACAUUGCUUUUUAAGGAUAGUGGGAAAUUUCCAAAUAUAGCAACAAUGCCUGAUUAUGUAGAUAUAGACUUUUCUGGAAAAUAUGAUCUAUACAGAUAGUUUUCAUUAAAUAGAAGGCCAACAUUUGUGUAAAAUUUUAAAAUUUCAGUACUUAAAUAUUUGCAUUGAUACUUCAUUUUACUAAAAAAAUAAAACACAUUUAACAAUUCUGCAUCUCAGGUGAACUGUCAUUCCAGACAAAAUAUUAUAUAGGAAAAGAAAUAAUGGUAUCAUUAUUACAUCUGAUGUCCUUUUUUCUUUUUUUCAAAUUUCAAGAUUCUGAAUAUUACAAAAUUUGUUUGUAAUGCAUAUUUUCUUAUGAAGGAGGCAUCUUGACACAUCACUAGUGAAUCCAGGCACUAAUUUCCUAGAAGUUAUGUGAAAUAUCAAUUUGUUUUGUCUAAAAUGUGUGUUAAAGAAUUUCUGUAAUAAAAAUUAAACAAGAAUGUACAAUAUAAAAAGAUUUAUGACAGCAGUAUUUGAAAAAUGUAAAUAUUAAACAAAUUAGUUAACUGUGUAAAUACAGUACAUGGAGUAGGAUAGAAAUGUAAGUUGAAAUCUUAUGUAACUCUGUAAUAUGGUAUAAGAAUUAGUUUUGUUAUUAUUUUUGGCUCAAUUCCUUGUGGAACAGCCCAUGAAUUUGUUUUUAACUUCAGAACUACGGAAUAAAAGUAUCUGAAGUUCCAUUGUCUGCUUCUGACAAAUGUUAACACUGAGGCACUGAUUAAAACUGUAAAACUGAUGAAAGAUGAGGAAAUAAAUGCGUAUUUAUGAAGUGCUAUA